Messenger RNA from Raphanus sativus (radish), 1227 nucleotides. RefSeq names its product protein NEN2-like. Gene Ontology annotation, molecular function: nucleic acid binding; 3'-5' exonuclease activity. The coding region runs from base 1 to 1227 and encodes 408 amino acids. The transcript is spliced from 5 exons. Lineage: Eukaryota; Viridiplantae; Streptophyta; Magnoliopsida; Brassicales; Brassicaceae. The record is from RefSeq and is a predicted model, not a curated record.
AUGGGUGGUGGAACUACGGCUGAGGAUCGGUCAGAGAUUGCGCUCUUCAAAGUCAAGAAGAAAUUUCCGUUCCAAGGAGAGAACUCGAUUCUAGAGUUCACAUCAAUCCUGGUUUGUCCGAAGAAGCUAGUCGAGCUUCGAAACUACCCCCCUCGGUUGGUGCAAUGCAAUAUGUUUGCAAAAAUUGCUGAUGACGUUUACGAUAUUCUCGAAGGAAGGAUAUGGGCAGGUCACAACGUAUUGAAUUUUGAUUGUCCAAGGAUAAGAGAAGCAUUUGUUGAGAUAGGACGAAAUCCACCAGAGCCAAGGGGUAUCAUUGACUCGUUGGCGUUGCUUACUCAAAGAUUUGGGGUGAGAGCUGAUGAUAUGGAGCUCGCGGAAUGGGCUGCCUACGUUGGACUUUGUAACCAGACGCAUUCGAGUCUGGACGAUAUCAGGAUGAAUUUCGAGGUUCUCAAGUGUUGUGCGACUGUCUUGUUCUUGAAGUCAAAUCUUCCAGAUAAACUUAUAGAGUACUCUGAAGACUGUACGAAUAUCAACAAAUCUUCCGCUGAUUGGAAGACCAGUGAGAACUCAAACGCAGAAGCUCAAACGAAUCUAUUUGAUAUGAGCACUUUGAGGAGGGAAAUUCCCACGGACAUUGUUGCCUCUGAGGGUACUGGUGACCAGGAAAGAUUCUUGGAUCUAGAUGAAAUAUCAAUUCCAAGCAUCACAGCAACUCAUGUCGGAAGCCAAAGAAAGAAAAUACAGCUCUUCCUUGGGGACAGACCCCUUCGUCUCCAUUGUCCUGAACUGGAAGUACACUUUGGGAUCAAUUUCAAAUUUCAGGAUACUGCUGGGAGACCAAAGUUGAACUUUGUAGUUAAUUUGUAUCCAAGUCUCUGUAAUGUACUGCAAGAAUGCGACAGUGCUGCACAUGCAACAUCUAUUGAUUCAGGCAGCAUUUCUGAGUGGAACCCAGUAAUCAUCCCAAUAAGAAUUUCAAGCUAUCCUACCGCAAGGAUUCAUAUACCGGCAAAGUCUUCUGGAACUGGAGACCGGUAUGCAGCUGAGAUACACAAGAGAGAGACCUCUGGAGUUACCAUUUUGAGGAACCCAAAAGCUGAGGAGCUCAAAGACAUGGUAAAACCAGGAACCGUCCUUGAUGCCUUCUUGUCUUUGGAGCCAUAUGAUUAUAUGGAGAGAGCUGGAAUCCGUCUAGUUGCUAAAAAGCUUGUGAUCCACUAG